Molecule: messenger RNA, 5437 nt
Organism: Epinephelus moara (kelp grouper)
Lineage: Eukaryota; Metazoa; Chordata; Actinopteri; Perciformes; Serranidae
Gene: reep3b
Product: receptor accessory protein 3b
Exons: 8
Coding region: 314-1099 (261 amino acids)
Biological process (GO): endoplasmic reticulum tubular network organization
Cellular component (GO): endoplasmic reticulum tubular network; endoplasmic reticulum membrane; cytoplasmic microtubule
Molecular function (GO): microtubule binding
Source: RefSeq, a predicted model, not a curated record
CCGUUCUGGUGCCAGGAACUGGGGAGUAAAGUAGAGAGGAAAGGAGGAAACCUGGAGAGGAUGAGAGAUUGCUGCUAAACAUCAAGAAUCAUAUUGGAUAGAUAUUCUAUCGUCUAGGUAUGGCUGCAAAGACAGAGCAGUGAGAGUGGACGUUUUUCUGACAUGUUGGUUGGCCGAUGUACAGCGACAUAACUAGCUGGUCCUGGAUUCGCCCAUCGAAGUUUUGGCUGAAGAAGUGUUACAGCGGUACGGCUAGCCUUUAACGUUAUCACCGGGCUGUCUUCUACUUCUGACACAGCCCUACACAACAAACAUGGUGUCCUGGAUGAUUUCGAGAACCGUUGUGCUGUUCUUUGGGACUCUGUAUCCUGCAUACUACUCUUACAAAGCUGUCAAGACCAAAAAUGUUAAGGAAUAUGUGCGAUGGAUGAUGUACUGGAUCGUGUUUGCCCUCUACACUGUGGUGGAGACCAUCACUGACCUCACGCUGGCAUGGUUUCCUCUGUACUACGAGCUGAAGAUAGCAUUUGUGAUCUGGCUGCUGUCCCCCUACACCAGAGGAGCAAGUCUCAUUUACAGGAAGUGUCUGCACCCUCUGCUGUCUUCUAGAGAGAGGGAAAUAGAUGAAUACAUUGUGCAGGCCAAAGAGAGGAGCUAUGAGACUAUGGUCAAUUUUGGCAAGCAGGGACUGAGCAUCGCAGCCACCGCCGCUGUCACUGCAGCUGUCAAGGGUCAGGGUGCCAUCACAGAGAAGCUGCGUAGCCUGAGUAUGCACGACCUCACACAGAUAAGCCAGCAGGAUGACGGGGGGAACCAACUUUACCAGUACAGCUCCCACUCAGCCAACCCCGCCAUCAGGAGAUCUCAGAGCACUGACGCUGCCGAUGGAACUGACUACUAUUAUGACCAGGAGGAGAGGACUGAUGAAGAGGCUGAGCCAACCUUCUCUGAAGACGAGGCUGUUACUCAGAAAGGACUGAGACGAUCACAGAGUGUCAAGAUCACACGAUCCAGAGUCCGCAAAGAUGCUCGUUAUGGAUCCCUGAAGAUUAAAGGCAAGAAGAGACCAGCACUGAGCUCUGUUAACUAUGGAAUUUGAACAGAAUACAGGAGACAUACACACACACACACACACACACACACACACACACACACACACACACAAACUCUCAGCAGCAGAGCAGUGUUCUGAUUGGUGGAUGGUAUUCCAGCUCUUCUCAGUCUGACUUGUCACUCUGCUGAACUCUUUGAUGUCUUUGAUGAUGAGCUUUCUUCUGACAUAUUUAUUACUUCACUCAUCCAAAACCAGUAACUGUUGGUGAACCUUCACUCUGAGGACUUCGAUGUGUUUCUUUGGGUUGAUGAUUGCGUACAUAAUGUGUUUUUUUGCAUGGACUUGUGUUUUUCAUGUGUUGUUCAUUAGAAUAGUAGUUUUUAGGUGUGAUGUUAUAUAUGUGUAGUCUUUUAGAUUUUAGAUCCAUCACUCAACUUGAGUCUUUUCAUUUAAUGUCAUACAAGAUUUGUGGUGCCACUUCCCAGUAAGGCAUUCUUUAGAAAGAGUUCAUAAACUGCAAUUAAUGGCUAACUUAAUAAUUUAACGCUUAAUAGCACAGCUAUAAGCCAUUAAUAAGAACAACUUUGGAUUACUGGGGUGUGAUUCCUUACUUAUUAUUAUUCCUUAUUCUCCUCCACCUCUUAAUUUGUCUUUUUAGCACUUUAGUUUGUCAGGGAGACUCACCCAACAUCUGCACCAAAACAGGAUUCAUUUACAACUGUUGAUUAUUAGAAAGUGAGACCUUUAAGCCCUCAUUAAAGCUGCAUUCAUUUACAUUUUGGGCACUUGGGGCCAAAAUGUAAAUGAAUAGCACAAGCUAUUGUAAAUGAAUAGCACAAGCUAUAAAGCCAGAGUUAUCACCUUUUAUUAAGUUGUUGUGGCAAACAUGUUGGCAAACAGUUGCUUAUUUACGUAUCCAGCAGACACAGAAUGUAAGUCCAAUAUUCAGUCUCCUCAUAGCUCACUUCACACAUGGAUCGAUUGUUUAUGUACACGACUAUGCAACUAGAAAUAACUCAUUCUUCCUGUGGAUUUUUGCCUCACAUUAGUGAGAAUCUCAAUUACAUCUUAAUGCUGAUAGGCAUUAGGAACACAGUGGCACACGAAUUUCUGCUGCAACUUGAAGUAUUGCGUGUGUUUGUGUCAUUUGCGUUGCGUCAUUUAUGUCUCCUGGUUCAAAUUUGCGGCAGUUCACGACUUUAUAUUGACUUAGCAUGACAUAGGUGUGAACAAACCAUUACAAAUGAAGAGCUGACUUUACACACAGCAACACAGCACACUUGUCUAGUUCAGUGCACUCAGGAAUUUUGCCGCUGCAGCCUUACUUGGUCUAACAGUGACUUAUGGUGGCUAAUGUCAGCAAAUUUGUGGGGCUUUUUGUGGGGUUUGAACCUCCACCAGCUCAGCAGUCCCCCUAAACUCUACAGAGCUUUUUUUGUGUGUGUGUGUCUUUUCGCUCAUUGUUUUGGCCCUCAACAUAAAGGUCUUGGUUCAGUGGAAAAACCUCUAAACCUCCAAUACACUAGGUGCUCAGCACCAAACAGAUGAUGUUUCAUCACAAUAAGAUAUUAUAUUGAUUCUUUUAGGGAUGCACGAUAUUGGAUUUUUUGCCAAUAUCCGAUAUACCUAUACAUAACUUAUUUGGCCAAUAACCGAUGAAUACUCGAUAGCGAUACCCAUAUAUCCACUAUUUCCACCAUGUAAUUUUAGUGAUCAUCAAGUGUCUUCUGUUUUGGAAUCAACAUUAUAUUAUACAUGCAUGCUGUUAUCAUGAUGGCCCACCAGCAGAUGGAGACAUGAAAUAAACUGCUUUUCAAUGUUUGUAAUAUUCAGUCAUUGUGCAAAAUAAGAAAAAGCAUGUUGGCUGUUUCCGAUAUGUCAUUACAGGCAGAUAUCAGCCAGUACCGAUGACGUGCAUCCUUAGAUUCUUUGGACAACGUGAUAUUUGCUGAUAUCACAAAGUCUGCCGUGAUACAAAUUCGAUUUGGUGCACUUCAGGGGCCUGUGAUCGAUGUCAGUAAAUAUCCUCUGUCUUUUUCUUGGCUGCUUACCAUUAUCUGCUUGUUGCUAGGCUGCUAGCACUGUUAGAAUAUUUCGGAAGGAGGUGCGCUCGGAUGGAAAUGGUGACACAGUGUGUCAUAGGAAUUUUAAAAUAAAGGCAUAUCUUAAAGGUGACAAUACAUACUGAUGUUUUCACUUUGCAUCCAUGAUACUGGAUUAUUAAUAAUUUAAUCGAUUUAUUAGUCCAGAUCGAUGUGUCUGUCUUUACACCUCUAAAUGGCAGACAGACUUUAUGAAUAACCAGUGUGGAAAGUGAAUAUUGGACUUUAUCAGCUUUAAUGAUUUACCAACAAUUUUAACUGUAAACAUGAUACAAAGAUAACAAGAUAUUUAGCAAGCUAGCAAUCCAAAAGUUGUGUAGAUUAAUGGCUCAUAAGUGACCCGUUAAACCUUAAAUAAUUUUAUUUCCCAUUUAGUAAGCUAUUAGUUUCAGCUUAAAAACCCUUUACAAAGAGUACUUUCUUGAAACGUCGCUUCUGCUGCCUUUCAGGUGUUUUAUCAAUGAGGAGCUUGUUCCUAGUUGAUCCUUUGAUACUAGUAUUGGAGUCCAUUAACUUCUGUGUGGCUCAAUGUACUAAUGAAGACUAUUUGUUUUUACCCUGAGGGACACAUGUAGACACAUGCAACAUUCCCUGUCACAGUGGUGACAGUAUGAGAGCCCUGAAUCGCAGCAGCUCUGACAUGAACAUUUGAACUUAAGGAGAGAGUGGCGGUGAAUGAAUCGGAUGUGGAACUGAGCCUGUCUGAGUGAAACUCACCUGAACACCAGCAGAUGAACACUAUCUCUUAUCCCUGUCAGAGAGGGGAGACUGAACACCAGUGAAGUAAGACAGAAAGGGAAGAGAGAACCAAAUGAAACAAAAUGAUCCUUUCAGGUUUCUCUGUUAAACUGUCAGCCUUUACAAAGGCCCUCAACUCCCCACUCACUAUUAAUGAUGAUAUGUAAUUUUUCUGCUUUACGUACACUCGUAUUUUUAUAUGGCUGUGUCCUGAUCACACCUCUGGUUGUAAAUUUCUCGCUGUAUUUCUUAGUAUCAGUGAAGAUUAGCUUUUUAAAUGUUUAUUUGAGUGUUUUGUGUUGUAACCACCUGUUUUUGCACAUAUGCCUCCUCCCCAACCCUUUUUAUCAAUGCUGUUGUUGCUUGUCAUCUCAUUUUAUAAUGUACAUUGCUGUAGGAGGAUGCAGCACACAGUGAGCUUAACCAUUCUGGGUGAUGGAUGCUAAUACUAACGGCCUCUCGUGACAUUUUAAAGUUUGGCUUGUUUUUGUCUGGUACCACAGUCGAUGGUCCAAUGCUGAAAAGCUGUAGCUGAAGUUCCCUCCACAGUUGCUGUUAUAGAGAGUUGAGAUCAGUGAUAUAACAGCCUGUUUAUGCGCUUCUGAUUCAGCAGUGACCAUUCAGGCCAUGCUGGCAUGGUAAGAAUGGUUUUCCACAGCAGAGAACAGCAAGACAUCGCCUUGAUGACGUGUUGGAGGUGUGUUGGUUCACACAAACUACAGCACCAGCCUGUUAUCUGCAGAGCUCAUUUACUGUUUACUCUUUACACUAUUCUUUCCUGCAAUAUUUCACUCUGCACAUUGCCUCCAUUUUGACCGCACUCACCAUCACUGUCAUCAAAACAUCAACUGAGGGAAUAGUUAAAAGUUAGAAGAAAAUUACCUGAAAAUUAGCAAGAAAAGAAAGGUAAAAAAAACAAAAGUGAACAACAAAAAAGGGGCUAAAAAUUGAAAAAUACAUACGUAUAUGUAUUUCAUAACAUAAGUUUGAAUAUAUAAUUAGUAUAAUCAUAAAUUUAGUUUUUCUGGACAUUUAUUCAUUCAUUUUCCAAAACCGCUCAGCCUGUUUUUCUGGACAUUUUCCCUACUUUUUAAAAAUUAUUUUCUGUCUUUCUCUACUUUUAAUAAUUGAUUUUUAGUUCAGUUUUCAUUUCAGGUUCUACUAAUUUCUUGCUCAUUGUCAUUUUUCCCCAUGUUUUUGAGAGAAAAAUCUAACUCAUUUGCUCAGGUUUCAAAGCUUUAAAUGCUUAUGAAAGGCGUCUGAAUGCAGCACAAGAAAACUGAUGUUGAUCCAGGUUUCAAAGGGUUAACAGAGCUGUGCGUUUGUCUGUGUUGGAGUAUAUCAAUAACAAGCCAAACUUUCUUGUGUCAUGAGUUCCAUUUAAUGCUCAUAACUGAAUAAUGAUACCAAAGCUUCAUGUACUGACCCGGAGCUGUGUGACUGUGUUUUUUUUUUUAUCUGUGUGGGGAAAAUGUCUGGUGUGUGUGGAUUGUAAAUGCAAUACAAUAAAGGCUGUCCAAAUACAGUAAGGGCAACAAGUCAA